AUGCCUGCCGAGGGUAACGACCCUGCCCGGCUUCGGGUAAGUAUCACCAUGACUAUUGAAGCUGACGCAGGCGGAGACCCUGUGCCCGCGCCUGCGUCCGACCUUGUGCCCGAACCAGCUGCCAGCCAUUCGAGGGAAGGUAGUGUCGACGUCUUGCGCCAGGCUACCCUAGCCAGACAGGCUAGACUUCGAGAAUUUCACGAUCAACAAAUUAUCAUUCAACACCGGGAAAGCCAAGACAGACAAGCCGAACUCCUGGAGGAGUCCGGUCAACUAAUGAUCGACAGCUUGGACGAUUUGCAAAACAUGGUGGAUACUAUGAAUCAUAACAUGGACGUGCAAGAUGAGGAUGAUCAGAUUGUCAGGGACAUCAACGACCCGCAGAUACGCAACUGGGAGGCUGACAUGUUAACUCGUCUCAUCGAAAUUGCUUAUUACAAGCAAUUGUCCAAUGUGCCCGCCGGCAGCAUUCGGUCCGGCCGCAGCGUAUUGAUCCUUGACAACAACCUCAACUUUAAUGCUAUGACAGUUCGGUACAGACAUGCUUCUCGAAGCAUUGGUCUCGGGACUCUCGAGCGGCUUGGUCUUAACUCGAGUCACCACCGCCUGCUAAGACGGUACGGCGAGUUUGCCCGUUACCGUAGUGACAACCCGUUCUCGACAGAGCCGUACUUUGCCCGCUGGCUCGACCACAGCCAGCAUGUCAAUCGCCAGAAGUACGGUUUCUGGGGUUCGCUGUUUUUCGUCUGCUACGGUCGAACCAUCCGCCAGAGUGCUGAUCUCGUCCCGGUUAGACGACCAGAUUGA
Molecule: messenger RNA, 807 nt
Organism: Penicillium verhagenii
Lineage: Eukaryota; Fungi; Ascomycota; Eurotiomycetes; Eurotiales; Aspergillaceae
Exons: 3
Coding region: 1-807 (268 amino acids)
Source: RefSeq, a predicted model, not a curated record